Salpingoeca rosetta is the source of this 504-nucleotide messenger RNA. RefSeq lists its product as uncharacterized. Lineage: Eukaryota; Choanoflagellata; Craspedida; Salpingoecidae. The record is from RefSeq and is a predicted model, not a curated record. The coding region runs from base 1 to 504 and encodes 167 amino acids. The transcript is spliced from 2 exons.
AUGACGGCGCUUGGUGUGGGUGAGAUGAAGGUGUUUGAUGAAGCAGGGGAGGAGCACACGAUGGCGGAGCUGUGCGACAACCGCAAGGCCAUUGUUGUGUUUGACCUGGCCAAGGUGCCGCAAGACCACCUCGGCAACGUGGCUGUCGUGGUCAUCGGCUGCGCACCGCACCGCUUCAUCGCGCCCUUCAAGAAGGAGACAAACUUCCCCUUUGAGCUCUACUCCGACCCAGACCGCAACGUGUACAAGUCCCUGGGCCUGAAGCACGCGCACGCGUCGGCAUCUAAGAGCGAGCACAUGCGCUCCUCUGUCGUCAUGGGCCUGCUCCAGUCCACCUGGCGUGGCCUGAAGAGCAUGCGCAUGCAGGGUGAUGUCAAGCAGCAGGGCGGCGCGUUUGUGGUGGAUCAGAAGAAGCUCAUCUUCUCCCACCAGGACAAGUCCCCAGAUGACCAUUGCCCCAUCAACACCCUCCUCACAAAGGCCGGCUUGGAGACCUUCUUCUAG